AUGCUGAGGAAUCCGCUCUGUAGAGCUAGCUCACAGCUACUUCGCGGUGCUCGAUGCUCCGCGUCGCUGUCCAAAUGCUCCAUCUCGACAGUUUCUGCUCGGACAUCGUCAUGGAAGCUGGCCGCCACCCGCCGGCCGCUGGCUAUUACAGCCGCGAGGUCUUAUGCGACUGAUGCACUUCACUCGCCCCCCGACCCCAGUGACAACUUUUUGUCUGGCGGCGCUGCCAAUUACAUCGAUGAGAUGUAUAUGCAGUGGAAACAAGACCCCAAGAGUGUUCAUGUGUCCUGGCAGGUCUAUUUCAAGAACAUGGAGAGCGGCGAUAUGCCCAUCUCACAGGCCUUUCAGCCACCACCAAAUUUGGUCCCCAACAUGACUGGCGGCGUGCCUCGACUUGCCGGCAGUUUGACGCUCGAAGACGGUUCCGAUGUUACAAACCAUUUGAAGGUCCAACUGCUCGUCCGAGCCUACCAGGCCCGAGGCCAUCACAAGGCCAACAUUGAUCCUCUUGGUAUCAGGAACACUACGGAAGGCUUCGGUAAUAUCAAGCCCAAGGAGUUGACCCUGGAGCAUUACGGAUUCACUGAAGCCGAUCUCGACACCGAAUACACCUUGGGUCCCGGCAUUUUGCCUCGAUUUAAACGCGAGGGCCGCGAUAAGAUGACCCUUCGUGAAAUAGUGGCUGCCUGUGAGAAGAUCUAUGCCGGAUCAUGGGGCGUCGAGUUCAUUCACAUUCCUGAUCGCGAGAAGUGUGACUGGUUGCGUGAGCGACUCGAAGUCCCUCAGCCGUUCAAGUACUCCAUUGACGAGAAACGUCGCGUCCUUGAUCGACUUAUUUGGAGUUCGAGCUUCGAAUCGUUCCUUGCUACCAAGUAUCCCAACGACAAGCGAUUCGGCCUUGAGGGCUGCGAAACCCUCGUUCCUGGUAUGAAGGCUUUGAUUGACCGCAGUGUUGAUUAUGGUGUGAAGGACAUCAUCAUCGGCAUGCCUCAUCGUGGCCGGCUCAACGUCCUCAGCAAUGUCGUCCGAAAACCCAACGAAUCGAUCUUUUCCGAGUUCGCCGGCACCCUUGGUGCCGAGGACGAGGGUUCGGGCGAUGUCAAGUACCACUUGGGAAUGAAUUUUGAACGCCCGACUCCUUCUGGGAAGCGUGUUCAACUCUCCCUGGUAGCCAAUCCCUCUCACUUGGAAGCUGAAGAUCCUGUUGUUCUCGGCAAGACGCGUGCCAUCCAGCAUUACAAUAAUGACGAGAAGACACACAGGACAGCCAUGGGUGUUCUGCUGCAUGGAGAUGCUGCCUUUGCUGCACAGGGUAUCGUCUAUGAGUGUUUGGGGUUCCACUCCCUACCCGCUUUCUCUACUGGUGGCACAAUUCACCUUGUCGUGAACAACCAAAUUGGCUUCACCACCGACCCUCGAUUUGCUCGCUCUACCGCCUACUGCACGGACAUUGCCAAGGCUAUAGACGCACCAGUCUUCCAUGUCAACGCUGAUGACGUUGAAGCCGUCAAUUUCGUUUGCCAGCUGGCUGCUGACUGGCGUGCCGAGUUCCAGCAUGAUGUUGUCAUUGAUUUGAUCUGCUACCGAAAGCACGGCCACAACGAAACCGAUCAGCCCUCGUUCACACAACCGCUCAUGUACAAGAGAAUACAGCAGAAGGAGCCUCAGAUUGACGUCUACGUCAACAAACUUCUGCGCGAAGGUACCUUCACCAAGGAAGACAUUGAGGAGCACAAACAGUGGGUGUGGGGUAUGCUUGAAGAGAGCUUCAACAAAUCUAAGGACUAUACUCCUACGUCUAAGGAGUGGACUACGUCGGCAUGGAACGGUUUCAAGUCCCCUAAGGAGUUGGCCACUGAAGUUCUACCCCACCACGCCACUGGUGUUGACAAGAAGACUCUGGACCACGUUGGAGAGGUCAUUGGCUCUGCACCCGAAGGCUUCCAGAUCCACCGCAAUCUGAAGCGAAUUCUUACCAACAGGACCAAGUCGGUUGUUGAAGGCAAGAACAUUGACUUCCCCACUGCCGAAGCUCUGGCUUUUGGUACAUUGGUCACUGAAGGCUAUCAUGUUCGUGUUUCUGGCCAGGAUGUUGAGCGAGGAACUUUCUCUCAACGUCAUUCCGUAUUCCAUGACCAGGAGAACGAAAAGACGUACACUCCAUUGCAGCACAUCAGCAAAGAUCAAGGCAAAUUUGUUAUCGCGAACUCGUCUCUGAGUGAGUUUGGUGCCCUUGGUUUCGAGUACGGUUACUCUCUGCAGUCACCCAAUGCCUUGGUUAUGUGGGAAGCCCAGUUUGGAGAUUUUGCCAAUAACGCUCAGUGCAUCAUUGAUCAGUUCAUUGCCUCUGGAGAAGUGAAGUGGAUGCAGCGAACUGGUCUUGUCAUGUCUCUACCUCACGGAUAUGAUGGCCAAGGCCCCGAACACUCAUCUGGCCGUCUCGAGCGUUACCUCCAACUGUCUAAUGAGGAUCCUCGAAUCUUCCCAACUGAGGAGAAGCUGGCCAGGCAACACCAGGACUGCAACAUGCAGAUUGCCUACAUGACAACUCCUGCCAAUUUGUUCCAUGCUCUGCGCCGCCAGAUGCAUCGACAGUUCCGAAAACCUCUUAUCAUCUUCUUCUCCAAAUCCUUGCUUCGUCACCCUCUUGCUCGCUCAAAUAUUGAGGACUUCAACGGCGAGGAUGCUGGCUUCCAGUGGAUUAUUCCCGACCCAGAGCACCAGACUGGCAGCAUCAAGGCCCCCGAGGAGAUUGAUCGCGUUAUUCUUUGCACCGGUCAGGUCUGGGCUACGUUGCAUAAGUACCGCGCUGAUAACAAGAUUGACAACGUGGCAUUUACCCGCAUUGAGCAGCUAAACCCAUUCCCUUGGCAACAACUCAAGGAGAACCUCGACAUGUACCCUAAUGCUAAGACCAUUGUCUGGGCUCAGGAAGAACCCCUCAACGCCGGUGCUUGGAGUUUCACUCAGCCCCGUAUUGAAACUCUGCUCAACCAGACCAAGUACCACGACCGCAAGCAUGUCAUGUAUGCCGGUCGUAACCCCAGUGCCUCUGUCGCCACUGGCAUGAAGCACUUGCACAAGAAAGAGGAGGCAGAUCUCUUGGAAAUGGCUUUCACUGUUAAGCAAGAUAAGCUGAAGGGCGAGUAA
Molecule: messenger RNA, 3150 nt
Organism: Pochonia chlamydosporia 170
Lineage: Eukaryota; Fungi; Ascomycota; Sordariomycetes; Hypocreales; Clavicipitaceae
Product: 2-oxoglutarate dehydrogenase E1 component, mitochondrial precursor
Exons: 2
Coding region: 1-3150 (1049 amino acids)
Biological process (GO): tricarboxylic acid cycle
Cellular component (GO): mitochondrion; oxoglutarate dehydrogenase complex
Molecular function (GO): thiamine pyrophosphate binding; oxoglutarate dehydrogenase (succinyl-transferring) activity
Source: RefSeq, a predicted model, not a curated record